This is a messenger RNA of Merops nubicus (carmine bee-eater), 463 nucleotides long. RefSeq names its product CKLF-like MARVEL transmembrane domain containing 8 (gene CMTM8). Gene Ontology annotation, biological process: myelination. Gene Ontology annotation, cellular component: membrane. The annotation marks the transcript as partial. The transcript is spliced from 4 exons. The record is from RefSeq and is a predicted model, not a curated record. Gene Ontology annotation, molecular function: structural constituent of myelin sheath. NCBI's taxonomy places the organism in Eukaryota, Metazoa, Chordata, Aves, Coraciiformes, Meropidae.
AUUAGUAUUCUGUUGGUGUGGCAGCCCAGCUGAGCUCCUCAAUGGUUAUGUGAAUGGCAAUGGCAUUGCUCCUUGCCCCGGCGCCAAGGUGCUGGGGCUGCUGGUGUGGACGCUGAUUGCUGGGACAGAAUACUUCCUGUACCCGGCCUUCGGCUGGGUCAUGUUUGUAGCCGUGUUCUACUGGGUCCUCACCCUCUUCUUUCUGAUCAUCUAUAUGACGAUGACCUAUACCAGGAUCCCUCAGGUGCCAUGGACCACAGUGGGUCUGUGUUUUAAUGGAAGUGCCUUUGUUUUGUACCUCAUUGCUGCCAUUGUAGAUGCAUCUUCAGUUACCAAAGAACUGGACAGUCACAAUUACAACAGCUGGGCAGCUUCUUCAUUCUUUGCCUUCAUGGUUACCUCCUGCUAUGCUGGAAAUACGUAUUUUAGCUUUAUAUCUUGGCGAUCACGAACUUUGCAGUAA